CUGAUGAGAAAUAUCGCCAGUCAGUCAAAGUAAAAACAAAGCAGGAAAACUCAAGUUCAAAACCGACGCAAAGUGCGAAACGAAUCAAUUAUCACUUCAAUUGCUAUUGCAGUAAGGAAAAUCGCAAGAUGCCGUUUGUGCCUUUAUCGUAUCGUGAUUUUUGGGACGAUGGUUGGUGGAACGGACCGUUGCGAACCUCUCGAUUAUGGGACCAAAACUUUGGAAGUGGAAUUUCCGGCGAUGAUCUUUUUCGUAACAUGUCCUGCUGUCAACCGGCAGAGCUUCGAAGGAUGGGAUUCAGAAAGCCAUGGUUGUGUGAUUUGAAUCAGCAGUUCGCUAGGACCACUAUAGACGAACGGGAAAAGUUUCUAAUCAAUCUUGAUGUGCAGCAGUUUGGCCCAAAUGAGAUUACAGUUACAACCGUGGACAACACUGUUGUGGUGGAAGGAAAGCAUGAGGAAAAACAGGAUGAACAUGGGUUUAUUUCAAGGCAUUUCGUGAGGCGUUAUGUACUACCAGAUGAACAUGACCCCAAAGAUGUAUAUUCCAGACUGUCUUCCGAUGGAGUUCUGACUGUCAUUGCGCCGAAAAAAGCUGUUCCUGCUCCUCCACCGGCAAACGAGAGGAUCGUUCCUAUAACGAAAGCAGAGGAAGCUUCAAAAUAAAUGCCUUUCUUCGACCAUUGCAGGAUGUAACGUUAUUUGAUUAUUUCUAAGAAAAGUUAACCUGAUACGAUAUAUAUUAGUUUUGUUAAUUAAAUGGAAGCAUGGAAAUACAAAAAAAAUGCUUCAUAAAAUGGCAAAUAAGCACAUGUGGGUGUGAAUUUUAAGAAAAUUGUGAUUACAUGUAAACUAGCGUGGAAUAUGAUGAAAACCACUUUACGAUCAGAAGCCAUGUUGGUUACUAGAAGCAGACCAGAUAAGGCAUUGACUGUUUCAAUUUUAUAUAGGAUUAUGACUACUAUUGUUUGCAAAUUUUAUAGAAGAGUGAAAGCGAGAAAGAAUGAAAAAAAUGUGCUGAGUUUUAAAGCUUUUAUUUGAAUAAACCAAUAAUAAAAUUGUUUCA
Messenger RNA from Aedes aegypti (yellow fever mosquito), 1065 nucleotides. Its product is annotated as protein lethal(2)essential for life. Gene Ontology annotation, biological process: protein refolding; response to heat. The record is from RefSeq and is a predicted model, not a curated record. The transcript is spliced from 2 exons. Gene Ontology annotation, molecular function: protein folding chaperone. Lineage: Eukaryota; Metazoa; Arthropoda; Insecta; Diptera; Culicidae. Bases 129 to 665 code for a protein of 178 amino acids.